UCAGCCCCCAUCCCUGCCCCUCCCCCUCCCCCUCGGAAGCCCCCGCAGGGCCACGCGUCACUCGACAUCGAAGAUCGGGUUCUUUAGAACCAUCCUCGCCCCGGGCCGCCCACCGCUCGCCAUCGGAACGCCCCGCGAGGCUGGGCAUCGGAAGUUCGGAUUUCGGAACGACUCCGGCCUCGCACCGCUCGCCAUCGGAACCCUCCGCGAGGCCGAGCAUCGGAAGUUCGGAACCACCCCCGCCGCGCGCCGCUCGACGCUCGCCACUGGAACCCCCCGCGAGGCCUAGCGCUGCUCACCAUCGGAAGUUUGGAACCACCCCGGCCGCGCGUCGCUGGCCAUCGGAACACCCCGUGUCGCUGCGCACCACUCGCAACCUGGUUUCGAGUUCUGCUCUUCCCCCGCCGCACGCCCACGUCAUCUGGCACAUCUCUCUGCCGUUGCCUCUCAUCCGCUGUUUCUCACACCUCUCGCGAGGAGGUUGACGAGGACCACCGUUUCUAGGGCGUAGGGCGACAACCUGCCGUCUCUACAUGCACACGGCCAAUUCCGUUCUCCUCUGCUUUCUCUAGGGGCCAUGAUCCUGUCUACUUUACGGCAUGGCCAAGGGGCGCUCAUGCGCGGCCUCCAAGGCCCCCCUUGUCUCCUCCUUCACAGAAUAACUGCUCUUGGCUGCAGAGAUUAUAGCAAGGAUAACUCUUUUGAGAGUGCGGAUGACUUUGAACGUCGUUUAUUUGGUGAUGGAGACAAAAGUUCAAAUACUGAUCCUUUUUUCCGUAAACUUGAUAAGCUUGAAAAGGCUCAUAGUAGAUCCAAUAUGGAUUCUAAAGCAAAUGAGGGUGGUAAUUCUCAAUUUAUGAGUGGCUUUGGUGAGAGUUUUGAUUCAUUGCAAGAUGGUAUGGAUGAAAAGUUGGAGAAAGCUGCACAAACCUUCGCUUUUACUGAUGAGAUCCAAAAUGAUGAUUAUGCAUUCAGACCAGACGUGACUUUUUUCCCGGGAACAACUUACACUACCAGGGAUCUCGAUCUUACAAAACCUGCAGUACAGAAAACGUAUAGACCACCUGGCUUUGAGACAACUACGGAAGAAGUCUUAAGGAAAGCUGAUUUCAGGAACGUUAGAUUCCUUUCCAACUUCCUUACAGAAGCAGGGAUUAUCAUCAAAAGGAGUCAGACCCGCAUAAGUGCCAAAGCUCAGCGGAAGGUUGCAAGGGAGAUCAAAACUGCACGAGCUUUCGGGCUAAUGCCCUUCACGACGAUGGGAACUAAGCCAUUUGUUUUCGGACGAAACAUGAAAGAUGAUGAGGAGGAUUACGAGUUUGAUGAUUCUUUUGAAGAGAAUAUGGAUGGUGCCGAUACUGAGGCAUGUGAUGAAGCUUGAUAUGAUUAGAGACAAAACCUGAAGAUUGUAGCUGCUUUGUUCUGAGAAACGAAUAUUUGCAAUGUUCGUCAGUAAAUCUUCUACUUUUUUGUCCUUCACUUCUUGCUAGAUGUUUAAAUAUCUAUUUAUGCCUACAGAAUAAUAUGUUUUUCAUGAUUUGCUGCAUUUGGAUAGUUUUGAUGUUGCUUGCUAAGCAUUUUUGGAUAGGAUAAAUGAAAGUGAGAGCUUGUAAAACCUUAUGAAAUUGGCAGCUGUGAAUCUGGGGCACUUGACAUGUUACAGCUUUUUUUCUUAUUGCAGUAAGAAAAAGAAAACGUAUUUCUUUAUUUUGA
This is a messenger RNA of Ananas comosus (pineapple), 1713 nucleotides long. RefSeq lists its product as uncharacterized. Bases 578 to 1381 code for a protein of 267 amino acids. Gene Ontology annotation, biological process: translation. Lineage: Eukaryota; Viridiplantae; Streptophyta; Magnoliopsida; Poales; Bromeliaceae. The record is from RefSeq and is a predicted model, not a curated record. Gene Ontology annotation, cellular component: mitochondrial small ribosomal subunit; ribosome. The transcript is spliced from 6 exons. Gene Ontology annotation, molecular function: structural constituent of ribosome; small ribosomal subunit rRNA binding.